AGUGUUUACAUGUACUAGAAGCGAUCGGAGAAGAAAAUUAUAUUAAGUGUGUACAUGUACUAGAAGCGAUCGGAGAAGCAUUACACUGUAGUGAGAUACAUAUAACUGAUGUGAGUUAUUUUACGUAAAUUAUAUUAAGUGUUUACAUGUACUAGAAGCGAUCGGAGAAGCAUUACAUUGUGAUUGAUAUUGCGAAAUUUAUAUUUCUAAAAUGCCAUUGGAAUUUGUGGUAUCUAACAAAGGAAAAAAAAAAUUAGUGUAUGAUGGCUACCUCUACACAAACCAUAAAGAAAAUAAAAACUCAAUAACAUGGUGUUGUUGUGAAUAUAAAUCCAAAAUACAGUGUCACAAGAUAAUACAUACGGAUUCUGAUAAACCUGAUGGAAAUGUAAUUGGAGAAAUUCCUAUUCACAAACAUGCUGGUGAUGCCGUCAAAAUUAAAAUGUGUCAUGUUAUUAAAAAAAUAAAGCAAAGGGCUAGAAAAUCCGAAGACAAGCCAGUUAAAUUGAUUUCUAAUCAAUUAAAGAAUGUUGAUUCGCCAGUAAUAGCACGUAUGCCAUCAAUGAAUACUAUUUCGCGUACUGUCCAACGUUGUAGAAGACAAAAUAACCCUGAUAUUGCCAAUCCAAUGACACGUGCAGACAUCGUAUUAUCUAAUGUAUUAUGUACAACACACAAUGAAGAGCAAUUUUUACUUCAUGAUAGUGGUGGAGGUGAUAAAAGAUAUUUAAUGUUUGGAACUAAAAAAAAUCUACAAUUUCUUGCAUCGUGUGAAGAAUGGUUCUCUGAUGGAACAUUUAAGACGGUUCCCACUCUAUUUAAUCAAUUGUACACCAUUCAUGGAAUGAAAAAUGGUAAAACAUUGCCAUUGGUAUAUAUAUUAACGCCUCGGAAAAGUAAGUCAAUUUAUAUGCAAUUCCUGACAGUAUUGAAAAAUAAACUUGAGGAUGUUAGAGCUACGCGAAUGAUGGUCGAUUUCGAAAGAUCGUACAUUAAUGCAUUCACUGAGUGUUUUCCAAAUAUUGAUAUUGCUGGUUGUUAUUUUCAUAUGACACAAUGCGUUUGGAGAAAAAUUCAACAUUACGGUUUACAAAAAAAUUAUAAUACUGAUAUAAAAUUUGCUCGUAAUGUUCGAAUGUUAUUUUCAUUGGUAUUUGUACCUGUCAAUGAUGUUAUUGAUGCUUAUGAAGAACUGGUUGCUUCAGAUUACUACGAUUUACAUAGUGAGGAAUUGAACGAUUUGGUUGAGUACUUCGAGAAGACGUGGAUUGGUAAAAAGAAUCGCAUAGGUAAGCGUAGUGAACCAUUAUUUGCAAUAAAAAUGUGGAAUUGCUACAUUGCUGUGAUUGAAGAUUUUGCUCGUACGAAUAACGUUUGUGAAGGCUGGCACAAUGGAUUUAAUGGUCGCAUUCAGAUGUGUCAUGCAAAGAUUGACAAAUUCAUAAUGGGUCUGAAGUCGGAGCAGACUAUUACUGAUGUAACAAUGACGCAAAUAAAUACUGGAUUGGAUGUGAAUCGUAAAACUCGCGCAACAUAUCGUGAUUAUAACUUAAGAUUAAAAGCAAUUGUAUUAAAUUAUGAUUCAACUAAAAAAAUGGAAUUUUUACGUAACGUUAGUUCAUUGAUAAUUAUAAAUUAAUAAUUUCAUUAGAAAGAUUAUAUUCAAUUA
Microplitis mediator is the source of this 1669-nucleotide messenger RNA. RefSeq lists its product as uncharacterized. Lineage: Eukaryota; Metazoa; Arthropoda; Insecta; Hymenoptera; Braconidae. The coding region runs from base 212 to 1639 and encodes 475 amino acids. The transcript has 2 exons. The record is from RefSeq and is a predicted model, not a curated record.